GGACUUGGUCGCUACAGCCAUCUGCUCUCUCUUCCCUCCCUCUCCCACCCUCCUCCCUUUUCUUUUCUCCCCGCCUGCUGCGCAUUCCUUCCCUGGGACUUACUUGGUCUCUUCACUGCGUCCAACCUUACAUGCUCCCGUCAUGACAAGACCCACCACUUCAGCAGGCGGCAGGCCCUCCACCUCCGGACGACCGAACACCGCAAGACUAGAUACUGCAGACUACUUCGAUCGCGACCCCCAGUACACAUACUCAAUAGACGAGGGAGAUGAGUAUGAGGAAGAGUCUGAUGCAGAGGAUGUAUUUGCCUUUGCUCGCCCACCUACCGCCGUUACAACUCCUUCGCAACAUUCGCAGUACUCGCAGCCCUCAAACGUCAUAUAUCCUCCACAAGCAUUCCAUCCGGCCGCAACAUUCCACCAAAGUGUCUUGGAUACCCCAACAGCAGGUCCCUCUGGCUUGCACGCCCGCCAUGCGUAUCAAUACCCUCAAUCUCCCACAGUCGAGUCUCCGCCUUCUACAGAUUCCCAGGGUGCUGACGAUCCAUACCGUCUCAAACGGCUGACCUACAGCGCAAGCGUGCUCACCGGCGAUGGCAGUCGUGGCAGUCGUAGGUCCGGUAUGAGCAGCUCGAGAGAAGUGCACGUCUCGCUGCCGACCACUCGCGAAGAGCCGCUAGAAGAGACUGUGUCUGUCAAACUCAGACCUCCGUCUUCUGCGACUAGCUUCCCGUCUUUAGACAGUCGUGAUGGCUCGAUCAAAAUGGAGUUUGACUUUGACGCGAUCGAAGAAGAGGACAGCCCGUACCCAGAAGUGCGCGCUGCAGUGUCUAGCAUCGACGACCCCGAGAUGCCAGUGCUCACGUUCCGAAUGUGGGUAAUCGGCUUGUUCCUUACGCUCACCUCCUCUGCUGCCAAUGUCUUCUUCAACUUCCGGCAACCCGCACCUACCAUCGUCCCUUCCGUCUUGUUGCUGCUUGCCUAUCCGAUGGGCAAGUUUCUUGCGUUCUCGUUACCGAUAACGACAUACGUCGUACCAAAAUGGUUGACAUUUGGUAACGGACCCUACUCUUUCUCACUAAACCCGGGCCCGUGGAACAUUAAAGAGCACGCGCUGGUGUUCAUGAUGACCAAUGUUGGAACAACGUUUCCGUAUGCACUCCUCGCAGUCUCUGUUGCCCAGAAGAAUUACGGGGCAGAGGACUUCGGGUAUUCAUUUAGCGCGGUCUUGGUGCUUGCGACGCAAAUGACUGGUUUCGGAUUGGCAGGCUUGACAAGACGAUUCCUAAUCUGGCCGGCAAGUAUGCUGUGGCCGGAGAAUUUGGUGCUCUGUACUCUGCUGAACACCUUCCAUGCGGAGGAAGAUGCCGAUCGGGGCGGGUUGACUAGGUACAGGUAUUUCCUGUACGUCAGCGUGGCUGCGUUCUUCUGGUUCUUCCUGCCUGGCUACCUGUUCACUGCGCUGUCCUUCUUCAAUUGGGUUUGCUGGAUCGCGCCAAGGCACCAGGUGCUUAACCAGGUGUUUGGCGUUUACAACGGUCUCGGUUUCAGCGUCUUUACUUUUGAUUGGACCCAAAUCACUUGGAACAGCAACCCGCUUGUGGUGCCUUGGUGGGCUCAGGUACACACUUUCCUUGGUUUCGUCCUGUUCUACUGGGUAUUGGCUCCAGCGCUCUACUACACCAAUGUAUGGAAACUUGCGUACUUCCCCAUGCUCGCAAACGGGCCCUACGACCGACUGGGCAACCCCUACAACAUCACCCGGGUGCUUCGCGAAGACAGCACGUUCGACCCCGUCGCUUUUGAUAACUACUCCCCGCUCUACUUACCCGCUUCGUAUGCCAUAACCUAUCUCGUAGCGUUUGCCCUCUCGUCCUGCGUCGUUGUCCAUACGUUCUUAUAUCAUGGGAAAGCGAUCUGGAGAGGCUUGGGCUUUAACAAGAUCAAGUUGAACUGGGCCAGACGGAUGUUGGGGAAGAAAUUGGUGAGUGACAGCGAGGAGGAUGAACGUGGAGAUGACUGGGAAAAGGAUGAUAUCCACGCGAAGUUGAUGAGAGUGUAUCCGGAGGUGCCGAAUUGGUGGUACUGGGCAGUUUUCUUUGUUUUCUUCUCGCUUUGUGUGGUUGCGAUCGAGGUAUGGCACACGGGCUUACCGAUCUGGGGUCUCUUGCUUGCGAUGGGAAUCGUGGGGUUGUAUGUCGUACCUAGUGGGUUCAUCUAUGCGAUGACCAGUGAAACUCUGUCGACAAAUUUGCUUGCUCAAAUCAUUCCCGGUGUGGCUUUGCCAGGGAAGCCGAUUGCGAACAUGAUCUUCAAGGCGUUUGUGAUUCAGACGCUCUCGGAAGCAACGUCUUUCGCGCAGGAUCUUAAGCUGGGCCACUACAUCAAGGUUCCACCCCGAGCAACGUUCAUCGUUCAAAUUACGGCGACCCUGCUAGCGGGCUUUGUCCAAGUCGGCGUGAAGGAGGUUAUGUUCAAAUAUAUCCCGGAUAUCUGCACACCUCAGCAGCGGAGUUUUUUGACAUGUCCUGUGAACCAAGUAUACUACACUGCUUCCGCUGUCUGGGGUCUCAUCGGACCCAGUCGGCAAUUCGGCGUGACCUCGAUAUACCAUUCCCAGUUGUACGCUCUGAUAGUCGGCGCGUUCCUGCCGAUACCUUUUUGGUAUUGGCAACGAAAGUACCCGAACGGUUGGAACAAGUUCAUCAGUGUCCCCGUGUUCCUCAACGCUGUCACGUUCAUCCCGCCUGCGACCGGGAUCAACUUUUCCAGCGCUUUCCUUGUGGGCUUCAUCUUCCAGUACCUCUUGAGACGGAAGAACUUUGCGUGGUGGAGCAAGUUCAAUUAUGUCACGAGUGCGGCAUUGGAUAGCGGGACUCUUGUCUCGCUCUUGGUUAUUUUCUUCGCAUUCGAGGUGCCAAAAGGUGGAUUGACCGUUAGCUGGUGGGGAAACACCGUCUGGAGAAAUACAUUGGACUACAGGAAUGAAGGAGGCAUCCUCCCGAUACCACCGGAUGGCCUAUAACAAUGAUACCUCCCCUAUGCAUCUCAUACCCUGAUAUCCCAGAUAUUACUAAACUCAUUUGUCCCUCCCUUGUUACAAAAGAAUAUUCUCGACUUCUGCCUCGGUGUUGGUUCUCUCUUCUCUCUCAUCUCAAGUUGGUUAUCAAGCAACCCUAUUGUCUCAUUACUUUUCCGAUGUUAUAGAGUGCGGUUAAUCUACACAGCGGUUUGGCCUUUCCUCUCUCUCCCUCUCACCAUAUGCAUCAUAUAUUAUUUUCUUCAUUCCCUUCACCUGUCGGUUUAUCGGCGGAUUCACGUUAUAUCUUUCGGCCACUUUUUCCCCCCUUCUCGUCUGGCUCCUCCCCUCCCCUCUCUUUAACCAAGCCCCCCUUUUUUGCUCGCGCUUUAUUAUCCUACUCAGUCAUUCCUUUGUUCUGGUUCAGCAAGUCCCUUGUAGCUCUGGCGGUUCCUCUUUUUCCCUCUUAUCUCUCUCUUUUUCGGUUGUAGGUGGAUGUGGUAGCAAUGUAAUGCGCCUCGAAAGGUCGACCUGGAAGACGGGUUUGUUCGUCUCCCGUGAUGAUCUUGAGGCGCAGGUAGAAAGUCAAAAGCAAAUGUAUUCUCACUCGUUGUACUCGAGCAAUUGCGGACGGUGCUUCAAUUUGCGGUUCGAUUCUACAGGAGUUGCUAUU
Somion occarium is the source of this 3692-nucleotide messenger RNA. Lineage: Eukaryota; Fungi; Basidiomycota; Agaricomycetes; Polyporales; Cerrenaceae. The record is from the annotation of a GenBank genome assembly.